Molecule: messenger RNA, 1791 nt
Organism: Pimephales promelas (fathead minnow)
Lineage: Eukaryota; Metazoa; Chordata; Actinopteri; Cypriniformes; Leuciscidae
Source: RefSeq, a predicted model, not a curated record
AAUGAUGAGUCGCAGCCCAGAAAGGAUAUCAUCAUAUCGCCGGCAUUUCGAGGACACCAGCACCUCCUCUUACCAGGUGAGGGUCAGCAGCCCUUCUCCCGUCAGACGGGAUGUGGGGAGGUGCCGUUCAGCCAGCUACUCCCGUAAUGCCACCGCUGUGAGAAACAGUAUGGAAGUGGGACGGAGGACCAUCUCAUCCUCACGCAGCCAGCCCCUCAUGACUGGUGUCGGAAUGGGAGCCAUCUGUGUCAGUGGAGGGGGUCCAGGGUUCGAUCUCGACCAGGCUGCUGCAGAAAACCGCGAAUUCCUCAGCACACGAACCAGUGAGAAACAAGAAAUGAUUCUGCUCAACGAUCGACUGGCAGCAUACAUUGAGAAGGUCCGGUCGCUUGAGCAGCAAAACAAACUGUUGGAGACGGAAAUCGAGUCCCUGAAGAAUCGAUUCUUGAAACCCACCGGCCUCCGCUUGCUGUACGAGGAGCAACUCAAGGAGCUGAAGAGGCUGGCUGACCAGAUGAGGGUGCAGCGGGACCUUGCUAUUGCUGCAAAGGAUGCUAUGGCGGGUCAGUUGGAGAUGAUUAAAAUGAAAUAUGAGGAGGCCUUAGAGAUGAGGAGGAAAGCCGAGCUUGACAUUGAAGCAUUCCGUCCGGACGUGGACGCAGCCACCUCCGCGCGCAUUGCUUUGGAGAAGCAGCUAGAAAACCUGGAGGUGGAAAUAGAAUUCCUUCAGAGAGUUCACAAACAGGAAAUCGACGAGCUUCUGAAACAGAUAUACUCAGCACACGCCUCAGCAUUAGACGUCUACAGUCUCCCCGACCUCUCAAACGCUCUCAAGCUGAUCCAACACCAGUAUGAUGACAUUGCAGCUAAGAACUUACAGGAAAUGGAUUCUUGGUACAAAAAUAAAUUUGAAGAUCUCAACAACAAAACAACAAAACAUGUGGACACGGUGCGAAGCGUGAGAGAGAAUAUUGUCACUGCGAAGAAGGAUAUUCAAAAUAAGGAGCGUGACUUGGACUCUUUGAAAACCAAAAAUGAGGCUUUGGAAGCACAGAUCCGUGAGACUCAGGAAAAGUACAGAAAAGAACUAGAAGAACUCCAGGCAAGAAUUGAGGCCUUGCAGCUUGAGCUGAAAUCCUCCAAACAGAAGAUAGCGCUGCUUCUGCGUGAAUACCAAGAUCUGCUCAAUGUGAAGAUGUCCCUCGAGAUCGAAAUUACCACAUACAGGAAGCUCAUUGAGGGUGAGGACUCUCGUCUGUCUUCCAUGGUCCAGGGCAUGCAAACCAUGUCCCUCAUGAGUGGCAGCAUGAGUGUUCACAGUGCUGGAGCCACAGUUGCAGGUGCCCUGGGUGCAGGAGUUGCUGAUAGAGCAGGUGGAGGUCUUUUCGGAGGUCUAGGUGGUGGUCUUGGAGGAAGUCUUGGUGGCAGCCCUGCCACAGGUCUUGGAGGAAGCAUUGGAGGUGGUGUUGCUGGAGGUCUUGCCGGAGGUAAUGAAGGAGGUUUUGUCAAUGGGAUCACCGGUGGGGUUGGCGGCCCAGGCACCACCGUUGACUAUACUGAAGAGCAGGCUGUGGAGAUGAUAGAGAGGAAGACUGUGCUUAUCAGAACAGUUAAAACUGAGGAUGACAUUCUGGAGAGCAACACACAGGAGAAAUCUUAUUCCAUCUCUGGAGCAGCAGAUGAUGAUGAUUAGUGGGGUUUUCUGCUCACCAGUCAUGCCUUUAGAUGCGUGUGCCUUACUCAAACAUCAGCUUGUGUCUUGCAUUGCUUGUCCAUAAAUGGAAAUAAAGC